This is a messenger RNA of Sturnus vulgaris (Common starling), 1117 nucleotides long. RefSeq names its product defective in cullin neddylation 1 domain containing 1 (gene DCUN1D1). Lineage: Eukaryota; Metazoa; Chordata; Aves; Passeriformes; Sturnidae. The record is from RefSeq and is a predicted model, not a curated record. Gene Ontology annotation, molecular function: ubiquitin conjugating enzyme binding; cullin family protein binding; ubiquitin-like protein binding. Gene Ontology annotation, cellular component: ubiquitin ligase complex. Gene Ontology annotation, biological process: protein neddylation.
CGGGAGCCGCCGCCGCCGGAGGAAGCGCCGCCGCCGCCGCCCUCAGUGUCCGCCCGAGCCGGGAGGGGAGAGGCCCGCACAGCCCCCACCAUGAACAAGUUGAAAUCAUCACAGAAGGAUAAAGUGCGUCAGUUUAUGGUCUUCACACAAUCUAGUGAAAAGACAGCAGUGAGUUGUCUGUCUCAAAAUGACUGGAAGUUAGAUGUUGCAACAGACAAUUUUUUCCAAAAUCCUGAACUUUAUAUACGAGAGAGUGUUAAAGGAUCACUGGACAGAAAGAAGUUAGAACAACUAUAUAACAGAUACAAAGAUCCUCAAGAUGAGAAUAAGAUUGGUAUAGAUGGAAUCCAGCAGUUCUGUGAUGACCUAGCUCUUGACCCAGCCAGCAUCACUGUACUCAUCAUUGCAUGGAAAUUCCGGGCUGCCACACAGUGUGAAUUUUCAAAGCUGGAAUUCAUGGAUGGAAUGACUGAGCUAGGAUGUGACAGCAUAGAAAAACUGAAGGCCCAGAUUCCUAAAAUGGAACAAGAAUUAAAAGAACCAGGAAGAUUUAAAGAUUUUUAUCAAUUUACUUUCAACUUUGCAAAGAACCCUGGACAGAAAGGUUUAGAUUUAGAAAUGGCCAUUGCCUACUGGAAUUUAGUACUUAAUGGAAGAUUUAAAUUUCUAGACUUGUGGAACAAAUUUUUAUUGGAACAUCAUAAAAGAUCAAUUCCUAAGGAUACCUGGAACCUUCUUCUAGAUUUUAGUACAAUGAUAGCAGAUGAUAUGUCUAACUAUGAUGAGGAAGGGGCAUGGCCAGUUCUUAUUGAUGACUUUGUGGAAUUUGCACGCCCUCAAAUUGCUGGGACAAAAAGUACGACAGUGUAGCACUAAAGGACCCUUCUAGAGUGUACAUAGUCUGUACAAAUACCUGAAAUGGAAAAUUGCACAGUCAAUUUCUGCUGGCUGGACUGAACUGAAGAUCAAUCCUCACAAUGUGGCUGAGGGUUGAGACAAACCUUUACGGAUACAUCUUGGACCAUAUCAUAUUUCAUUCUUCUACUGGUGGUUUGGGCUUUUCUUCUAGUCUGGACCACUCUUGCCCGUUAAAAUUCCAACACUGUGGAUUUCAUCA